Molecule: messenger RNA, 1923 nt
Organism: Dichotomopilus funicola
Lineage: Eukaryota; Fungi; Ascomycota; Sordariomycetes; Sordariales; Chaetomiaceae
Product: P-loop containing nucleoside triphosphate hydrolase protein
Exons: 5
Coding region: 1-1923 (640 amino acids)
Molecular function (GO): ATP hydrolysis activity; ATP binding
Source: RefSeq, a predicted model, not a curated record
AUGUGCCCAGCCCGCUGGUCCAAGCAUGCCAGCGACGCCCCGGAACAGGCCGAGCUAGGCGCCGAGAUGAGCCUCAAAUCCAUCGUCCAACGCUUCACCCACGAUCGCGCGACAGGCUGGCAGAUGUCCUCGUUCUCCGUCAACUGCCCGCUGAUGAGAGACUUCCUUGGCAAGUCCCUGGAAAACUACCAGGACUUGAACCCCGCCCUGGCAUUCUGGACUUUUGAUAUUCCGUUCAAGCCUCUCGUGCAUCGGUGGAAGAAUAUCCAGCGGAUGCACCAAGAGAUGCAAGACUCGGGAGACGAGGAGGUGGAACUGGCGAAGAAGGAAGCGGUCAACAAUCUGUUCCGGUUUCUACAACCCCGGAUUACGCCUCUGGUCCACGACGUCUUCGAAGUCAAGAUGACCGGUAAUGUGGCGUGGGACAUGCUCUGGCAGAUCUUCCCUCCGAAUGAACUUGUGUGGACGACGCUGGGAGGCGUGCAGGCUAUCUGUCGCGUGUUGGCAUGCCAUAAGGAGUCUAAUCCGGGACCUGUACCGCCGCAUUGGCGCGUGAGGGUCGAGUUUGUGGAGUGGAACGGGAGCAAGUGUGGGAUUGCGAUAGAGAAUGUCGCUAUCCUGAAGUACAAGGGUCAUCGGUCGAUUGAUUCGCUCCCUGUAUACCCCUUAUCGUUCCGGCCGGACUCCAAUCUGAAAAAGAAGGAGGCCAUGGCUCGGGGGUUGAGGUUUCAGCAGCUGAGGGGCUGCCGGUACAUGAAUUACGAGGGUAUCAUGAUCCCAAUCACCGGCAACCAUGAAGAGACGACGGUGUCAGGCCGGGUAAUGGUAGACGCAUAUGCCUACUACCAAGUCAACAAGAUGGUCAAGCCAAACUUGAAGGAUCUGGGGCACACCGACUCCAGCAGCCCGGAGACCAGCGAUUCAGAGUCAAACGACGACGCGUCCUGCCCGGAAACACUGGCGACAAGUUCGGAUGCCGAGCCAGAGCCGGCGGUCGCGGCUCGCCCUGGCUACCCAAGCCGCGCUCGUCAUCGUUCUCAGGAAUUGAUCGAGCUCUCUAAGGAGCACUGCCUUCUUGUCUCACCGUGGAUGAUUGGGUUUGAUCUCACGCAGAAGAAGUGGGGUCGCUUCCAAAUUGACAGCCUUAGCGACAUUGAAUGGAACGACAAGGCGUUUGACACCCUCGUCCUGCCUGGGGGCGAGAAAGAGCUCGCCUGGGACUUUGUCGAGAGCAAGGCUAAAUCGGACGAGGGUGUGGAUGACUUUGUGCCCGGCAAAGGACGAGGCAUUAUCAUCCUCAUGUUUGGCCCGCCUGGCGUGGGCAAGACAUACACCGCAGAAGCCGUGGCCGAGAAAGCUCGCGUCCCGUUGUACGUAAUGAGCGCCGGAAUGCUAGGAGCCAGUCCCGAAACCGUCGAGUCCAUUUUGACAAGGGUUCUCGAGCUCUGCCGGCUGUGGAAUGCCAUGUUGUUACUUGACGAGGCCGACGUCUUUCUAGGAGCCAGGCAGGGCAACACACUCGCGAAAAAUGAGCUCGUGGCCAUAUUCCUCACAAAACUCGAAUACUACCAGGGAAUCCUCUUCUUGACGACGAACCGUUUCUCAAGUAUUGACCAUGCUUUCCAGUCGCGCGUGGAUCUCUUCCUUCCUUACCGGGACCUCGACGCCAACGCCCGCAAGCAAGUGUGGAACAACUUCUUUGACCAUUUUGGCCGGAACAAGUUUGAGAUUACAGGGGAAGAACUCGACCGGCUCUCGGAGUUGGCAUUGAACGGGCGUGAGAUCAAAAACCUGAUCAAGAGCGCUCAGCUGCUUAGUGCCCGGAAGGGCAGCAAGGUGGUGGCGGGACUGUUGUACAUGCUGGCGGAGAAUCGGGUAGCAGCACUGAAGAUGUUGGGGGAUCACAACGCGAAGGAUAUGUAG